Paramacrobiotus metropolitanus is the source of this 1134-nucleotide messenger RNA. RefSeq lists its product as uncharacterized. The transcript has 4 exons. NCBI's taxonomy places the organism in Eukaryota, Metazoa, Tardigrada, Eutardigrada, Parachela, Macrobiotidae. The record is from RefSeq and is a predicted model, not a curated record. The coding region runs from base 74 to 676 and encodes 200 amino acids.
UAGGGUUUUUACUUUUUUGUAACGAAAUCUUUGGGUUACUAAGCGGAAAAAUCCUAGAGUAACAGUUUACAACAUGGUGAGUCGACAGGUUGAUUAUCUUAAUACUGUCACAUCGAUGCAGCACAUCCUGCAGGAUCUGGAAGUAUCUUUGGAUCGAGUGCGAACGGAGGAAGAAAACGAAUGGAAGAUUCGGUACGAUGUGCACACAAGGUACAAGCGAUGCCUGGAAAUGCGAGCCCACCGCUCAGCUGAGCGCAUUAAAUGUUUACGGGAAGCGCUGCGGGAUGGUGGCUUGGAAUUUCAUCGGGAUUACCGGUUAAACACCGAAACAUUUGUGCGUCGGCUGGCUGAUAAUUUGCAAGAAGAGAAGGCGGAAAAACUAGGAGAACUGGAGAAGAAAGAAAGUGUUCUGGAACGGCAUGCUAAAAUACUGAAGCGAGAACGAGCUCGUCGAAAGUUGGUGCAAUCGGAGCUGGCAGGUUUGCGACUGGGAUCCGAUAGUCUUUUAUGGAGCGACAGCAUUCUUCGUCCGAACAUAAGUGAAAUACUGAAGGAAAAAAUUGACGAUGUCGUGGAUAAAGUAAUGCAGAAUGGUGAGGACGAUGCGGGUGCAGCUGAUGAUGGCGAGCAGCGGUUGUCCUCUCGUCUGCCGCGGGACAGAUUGCCAUUAAUUUAACAAUAUUUUCGGUGCUUUCCUAAGGUCGCUGCAGCUACCGCUCUGCUUAAAUGCUGUUCACUAAAAUUACUGUGUCCCUCGCUUUAGAAAUACUCGUUUCAGUAUGCUGCAAAUUAGCCUUUAACCUGUUAGCUUUAGCCAUUAUUAUGCCCACUGUUUAUCCAUCGUAGUAGUUAAUUUUGUGAAAGACUGGUGCGCAUGUGCAGCGACUUCCCAUACCAAUUACACCACAAUUUUACAGCUUUUAUUGGUGUUAAAUUGUCUUUGCAUGAACCGCUUAUACUAACUGUCAUCUGUAUCUGGAAUUCCAGAUUCAAACAGACAGAUGUUUUGUUUUAUUUUGUUUAAGUUUUUUCAGUUUAACUUGUGCAUGCUAAGGCCCACACUAAUCGACACAAUAUUGCUAUUGUACUUGAUAUUGUGAUCAUACUGUAAUCGGCUUCGUAAAAUUUCUCAAA